Humulus lupulus (European hop) is the source of this 492-nucleotide messenger RNA. RefSeq lists its product as uncharacterized. The transcript is spliced from 2 exons. The coding region runs from base 1 to 492 and encodes 163 amino acids. The record is from RefSeq and is a predicted model, not a curated record. Lineage: Eukaryota; Viridiplantae; Streptophyta; Magnoliopsida; Rosales; Cannabaceae.
AUGGAAAUGAAGUCUCUGGGAAGAACUAAAGAUGUACAGAGUUUGACUGGGCUGAUUACUGCUCUAAGUAGGUUUAUUUCCAAAUCAACGGACAAAUGUGUCCCGUUUUUUAAUUUACUUAGAGGAAGCGAAAAAUUCGAAUGGGUGGAGGAGUGUGAGCAAGCCUUUCAAAAGAUAAAGAAACAUUUGGCUCAACCUCCCGGUCUCUCAAAACUGGUAGAUGGAGAGGACCUUUUCAUUUAUUUGGCAAUCACAGAGCAUGCUAUCAGUGCUGCUCUAAUACGAGAAGAAGAAAAGGUGCAACAUCCGGUCUACUAUGUCAAUAAGUGGUUAGUAGGAGCAGAAUCAAGAAUUCAUGAUAUUCCUGACGAGACAGAAAAUGUAGCUGGGCAGAGAAAAGUUUUUCCUGCCUGGCAACUUUAUGUGGACCGAUCUUCCAAUGAACAUCAUGCAAGAGCCGGACUUAUAUUGAUCACACCAAAGCAACAUUGA